AUGUCAUCUACCCACACUACCGAAAGCAGUUCGAUCGAUUCAGACAAAUGGUACAACGAUACAAGUCUUGUGAUCAGGUCCAAAGGACCUUACGAAGGUGUCGACUAUACCCUGUCGCAAGAUGCCAAGUUUAGUCUUCGCGAUGGACAGACAACUGAUGAUGGAAAGAAAACCCUUCCUAAAGGCACGAAAUUCUCUAUCUACGUAAGCAGGAACACACAAGGCCAGUCACAGAUUUAUGGUGAUAUAGGGGGCUACUGGGGGGCUACUACAGCCCCCGGAGGUCCUAGUGGUAUCCCAGGGUACAACGUAACAGAGGUGGCCAGGCCUAGCCCUUACAACUUGAAGUAUCUGGGUGACGCCUGA
Molecule: messenger RNA, 366 nt
Organism: Kwoniella mangroviensis CBS 8507
Lineage: Eukaryota; Fungi; Basidiomycota; Tremellomycetes; Tremellales; Cryptococcaceae
Exons: 1
Coding region: 1-366 (121 amino acids)
Source: RefSeq, a predicted model, not a curated record